AUGGCCUGCCCCUGCAACAACAACUGCGCCUCUUCGUCGUGCACCUGCGCCUCCGGCAACUGCAAGUGCUCGACCUCCAGCUGCGCUUGCAAGGGCAACAAGCUGCGCGUCGCAACCGUCGUUGGUCUUACCCAGUCGUCCAGCUCCGUACCGCCUUUGGUUCCCGCAUCCAUGUCCGACCUCAGCUCCCAGUUCACUCAUAAGUAG
Pseudozyma flocculosa PF-1 is the source of this 207-nucleotide messenger RNA. RefSeq lists its product as uncharacterized. Bases 1 to 207 code for a protein of 68 amino acids. The record is from RefSeq and is a predicted model, not a curated record. The transcript is spliced from 3 exons. Lineage: Eukaryota; Fungi; Basidiomycota; Ustilaginomycetes; Ustilaginales; Ustilaginaceae.